CUCUAAGCAUCAAAGGAAGAAGACAAAUCAGGAAAAAAAAAAAAAAAGGAAAAAAGAAACUAAAAGAUAAGGUAGUGUUGUUUCUGUAGAAGUUGAGAGGAUGCAUUUGAAUCAAAGAAGGAGGUGAAUUUUGUUAAUGGCUUUUUGUGUCUCAAACUCUGCAAUUUUUCAGGCAUGGAAAUUAAAAUCAACCCCACGUAGCUUGUUUGGUUGGAACUUUGGCAAGAAAAAUCCUGAUAAUGAGCAUACUCCACAGCCUAACUAUCAUCACAACAUUGAUCUUCCCUUUCCUCUUUCUCUGGUGGACAAAACUUUCCUCAGAGGUAGAGAACUAAAGUGCUGCUACAAGGCCACCAUUGAUGGCUUCAGUGCAACUGAUUUCCACAGCUGCUGUGAUUUCAAGGGUCCAUGUGUGAUAAUCGGAUACACAAACAAGUCAUUCAAGUUUGGAGCUUUUAAUCCUGAAGGCUAUAGGAGCACCGAUGAUUAUUAUGAUACGUUUGAUGCAUUUCUCUUUUAUUGGAUAGAUAAUGAGGAGAUUGAUCCAUCCCUUCUGCCCAAAGUUGGGGGCAGUGGUGCAGCUCUUUUUGAUUAUGCUCGAGGUGGGCCUCAAUUUGGGGCAGAUGGGCUGCUCAUUGGGCCCCCACUUGCCCCGGUCAUGGGUGGGUUCACCGGACCGGAUACUAGUUCUGGCGUUGGGGACCUCAGGCAAGGUAAGUCUAGACUGGGAUUGUCCUAUGCCAAGAGAAAAGAUGGGAAGGGGUCAAUUUUUGGUGAUGAAUCCAGGGCUACUAUUGAAGAAGUGUUGGUCUUUUGUAGUCCUGAGAUUGCAAGCUUAUACUAAGUUUAGAAUAAUUUAUUGUUAUUUAGUAUAUGUUGAUUGUAACAUAAAUAAUUGAAGUAUGCAGCAGGAGCCACUGAACUUGAAUAUUGAGCUUCUUUAAAACUUCACUUUCAGUGCAAA
This is a messenger RNA of Mangifera indica (mango), 964 nucleotides long. RefSeq lists its product as uncharacterized. The record is from RefSeq and is a predicted model, not a curated record. The transcript is spliced from 2 exons. Lineage: Eukaryota; Viridiplantae; Streptophyta; Magnoliopsida; Sapindales; Anacardiaceae. The coding region runs from base 137 to 844 and encodes 235 amino acids.